AUGGGGGCUUCUAUUGAUUCCCGGGACAUCAAUGGAUCCGAUCUAAUCUCUGCUCUUCAUCUUUCCCAGCAAGCACCAGCAAUUCUCGGUCACGAUCCCUCUAAAACCACGUCUACCACUUCGUCCUACGCAGAUACUGCAGAAGAAUAUGGGCGGGUCGAACAGCUCUUCCUUGCCUGUCUACGGACGGGUGAUGAUUUAUCUGCCCAGGCCUGUCUCGAUCGGUUAAGCUCCCGGUUUGGUGCUUCCAAUGAGAGGGUCAUGGGGCUCCGUGGCCUUUACCAGGAGGCGACUGCUAAAGAUACCUCUGCCCUGGAAAAAUGCCUGAAUGAAUACGAAACAAUUCUUGGGGACAAUGCGGUCAAUGUGCCCAUCCUAAAGCGCCGAGUCGCUUUGCUACGCUCGCUCCACCGGCCUGCCGAUGCAAUCACGGCUCUCAUUCAGCUCCUCGAUGCCAUUCCCACUGAUGCGGAAGCUUGGUGCGAACUCGCCGACCUCUACCAGUCUCAGGGGCUGGGUGCACAAGCCAUCUUCAGCCUCGAGGAGGCUCUUCUUAUCGCUCCUAAUGCAUGGAAUAUCCAUGCCCGGUUGGGCGAAGUACUCUAUAUCAAUACAUCCUCACCCGAUGGGGGCCAGCUAGCCAGCAAGUCGAUCCAGCAUUUCUGUCGAAGCAUCGAGCUCUGUGAUGAUUACCUACGCGGAUUUUAUGGAUUGGCUUUGGCCUCCUCUCGCAUGCUGGAGAACGACUUGGAACAUUCGGUGGUAGUACCGAAGACGACCAUCGACCGACUGCGGCGCUUUGCUCUUCAGCGACUCCAGGAAAUUGUUCAGUCCCGGUCGGUUGAUGAUCAACAUUGGGCAUCCAGCCGCAGUGAGCUCAUUGCCGCCAAAGCCUUAUUGAAUCGCUUUCAGUCAACUUGA
Molecule: messenger RNA, 921 nt
Organism: Penicillium longicatenatum
Lineage: Eukaryota; Fungi; Ascomycota; Eurotiomycetes; Eurotiales; Aspergillaceae
Exons: 4
Coding region: 1-921 (306 amino acids)
Biological process (GO): protein folding in endoplasmic reticulum
Cellular component (GO): EMC complex
Molecular function (GO): protein binding
Source: RefSeq, a predicted model, not a curated record